AUGUUGAUCACAUGGUUAAUUAAGUGCACACGAAAUGCAAAACGGAAAGGAACUCCGAAUUCCACAUCCGAAGAAGAAACAGUUCCAAUGAAAACAUUCAAUCCACAUCCGAACAAUAUAUCGUCCACUUGUUUAUUUGUGUCACUCUUGGCAUCAGCAAGCAAGGUAAUUACUUGUCAGCAUGGAUAUAUGCGGCAUAGUGUAGAGGUAGUCUGCGAAAAUCGCGGAAACUGUAUUUAUAACUACAACGAGGAAGUUCUAUUCAAUAGAAUCAACUCCAAUCUUUGUAUUCGACUUAAUCAUGCUAACAAAACUAUCGGACUUAUAAAGAUACAUUCGAGACCAAUGAAACUGUCCUGUUUCAAAGUUUCAUUAUUCUUCACUAGAGAGACGAAACACAAGAUCUACCACAGGACAAGAUGCUCGCAAAUGGGCUCUGGCACUCAGUCGAAGUGCAGUAGAAUUAAGCUGGACGAAAUAAUUUCUGAGUUCGAAAGAUCAUCUCUACAUUCAGGAUACUCAAUUUGUGGUAACACAUGCGGCGGUAUAGCAUGCGGUUGCUUCCUACCAUUUCCAGCAUGCACGUUUUUAAGAAUUGCCCAUGUUCCGAAGAAGACACAGACUGUCUUUGAAGUAGUAAGUUGCAUGGAAUGGCAACCAGUAAUCCAAAUUGAUGUUGAUUUAAUGCUUUAUAAUAAAGGAAAGCUGAAAUCCUUCAGUUUACAACCUUAUGUCACACAAAAGUAUGAUGAAUUGUCGUCGACAGUUAUUUUUUUGCAAAAACCUCAUUCUCCAUUGAUGGACAAAAGAUUCGCUGUAACCCCAAUGGAGGCUAUUAUGCUACCAGAUCAAUAUCAACUUCCCGUUGAAUGCGAGUCGAAAGCAUUUGCUCUCGAUGCCUUUGUGAACUGCACAAAUCGCAUGAUCUGUUCUUGCGAAAAUAUGAAAGCACCGCAAACAUGUCAGUGUCCACAUGAUUCACUCUAA
Molecule: messenger RNA, 987 nt
Organism: Necator americanus (New World hookworm)
Lineage: Eukaryota; Metazoa; Nematoda; Chromadorea; Rhabditida; Ancylostomatidae
Exons: 1
Coding region: 1-987 (328 amino acids)
Source: RefSeq, a predicted model, not a curated record